AUGCUGCAUAUUACGCCGUUCUUCACAAUGUCAGCCCAUCUUGUCGGCGUCAACAAAUACUGGAAGAGCGCACUGCGAGACGGUGUGGUGGCGGCAUGGUGCGGUAGCAGAAUGGCGUCCCCGCUAUGGAUAGCCGUGCUCGCGAUCCUGGCGCCCUCUGCGGGAGCUCAAGCGAUCCAGGAUAGCAGGUGCUACCUGAUGAACGGAGGAGCUGUGGAGAGCUUCUUCAUCAGCGAGGACACACCAGUUGGCAGCGUCAUUGGCACCCUCAGCGUGAACGGAGACCCCGGCGCGUCGGGGGACAUCUCGCUGUCGCUGCAGGAACGCGACGCGGCGCUGGCCAUCGCCCCCGGCACCAAGAACCUGACCCUGGAGCGCGCCCUGGACCGCGAGGAGCGCGAGGGCCCCUCCAGCCUCUACGUCAACGUGCGCUGCGAGAGGCGCCGCACCGCUGACCCGGGCUUCCUCGUGCCGGUGUCGGUGCGCGUGUGGGACGUGAACGACAACGCGCCGCAGUGGCUGGGCGCGCCGUUCCUUGCGCGCGUGUCGGAGCUGGCGCCGGCGGGCGCGCGCGUGCUGGCCGCGCCCGCCGCCGACGCCGACCAGCCGGGCCCGCACGCCGCCGUGCGCUACUCCGUGCUGCCGGGCCCGCACGCGGAUUACAUAGGCUUCGCCAACGAACUGGACAGCAUGCUGGUGGUGAAGAAGCCCCUGGACUACGAGACCGUGAGCAACUUCACGGUAAGACUUCGUGCGCAGGACCAGGGCACGCCGCCGAGGUACAACGACACGGAACUCUUUGUUCAGGUGCUGGACGCAGACGACCAAAACCCGAAGUUUACUCACGAUCACUACAUCGCCAUUCUGCCCGACGACGCGCAAGAGGGGACGGUGCUGGAGACGCUGCCGGGGCCGGUGGCGGCCGCGGACCAGGACAAGGGCAUCUGCGCGCCCCUGCACUACUCACUGGCCGCCACGGCGCGGCCUCUGCUCCUGGUGCACAGGGACUCCGGCCGCUUGGCCACCACGGCGCAGCUGCUGCAAGCGGACCUGCCCCUCACGUUGCUCAUCAAGGCGACGCAGGUGGACAACGCGGACCGGUACGCGCUGGCGGCGCUGGAGGUGCGGCGGCCCGCGAGGGCGCCCCGCCCCCCGCCCCCUUCGGCCCCUUCGCCCCGCCCCCCGCCCUCUUCGCCCCCCUCGCCCCCGCCCCGGCUCGCCUUCGAGCGGCGCGCCUUCGCGGCGCUCGUGCCGGAGGACACGCCGCCCGGCGCCGCGCUGCUGCCGCUGCGCACCAACGCCGCGCACCAGCCGCCGCUGCAGUUCUACGUAUCGGACAAGAGCUUUCUAGAGAAGUUUGCAAUAAACAACGCUGGCGAAGUUGUGCUCCGUUCGCCGCUCGACUACGAGGUCGCAGACUCUUACCAAUACCAGGUCAUGGUCACCGAUGGAGUCAACAACGACACGGCGACGGUGAACAUCAGUGUGGCGGACGUGAACGAGUGGGAGCCUCGCUUCCGCCAGCCCAGAUACGAGUUCCGGCUGCCGGCGGGCGGCGGGCUGGCGCAGAACGCCGUGCUGGUGGGGCGGCUGGAGGUGCACGACGGCGACCGCGGCGACGCCGUCUCGCUCGCACUGCACGGCGACGACGCCCCCCUGUUCUACAUAAGCAACGAGGGCGAGCUGUUCCUGCGCCAAGAGGCGUUGUCCGGGCUGAACUCGUCGAUGCUGCACGUCGUCGCCACCGCCACCGACUCUGGGGUUCCGCCGCGACAGACGUCGGCGCUUGUGGCGGUGGCGGUGGCGGCGCGCGGAGGUGGCGGCGCGAGUGGUGUCGCAAGUGGCGGGGGUCGCGGCGCGGCGCUGGGCGGGCUGGCGGCCGCGCUGGCGCUGCUCGCGCUGCUGGCCCUCGCGCUCGUCGCGUACGCGCGGCGCCAGAGGCGACGAAAACGCACCGAAGAGUCUGUCACCAUGCCAACGGAGAAGGCGGCAGUCGGCGUCGGUGGCGGUGCUGGUGGUGGAGCUGGUGGUGGUGGUGGUGGCAGUUCGGGCUCGUUGCUGAGCGUGUCGGCGGGCGCCAGCACCAUCCUCGCCGGCUCCAGCGCCAGCCUGGAGCGGACGGACGCACCCAACAGCGCAAACGCGAACAGAAAGUCGCAGCGGUUCCCGGCCAAGAGCAGGGUGGCCCCGGUGCCGGCGGGGGGCGUGGGCGUGGGCGUGGGCGUGGGCGUGGGCGCGGGGGUGGGCGUGGGCGUGGGCGUGGGCGCGCUGAUGAGCGACCACGUGGGCGCGCGCCCCGGCGGCCGCUCCGGCGUGGCCUGGCCCAGCGCCACGAUCCCGGCGCGCGUCAAGAAGCUCAGCUGGGACGACGCGCAGGGGGGCGGCGAGGGGGGCGGCGAGGGGGCGCGGGUGAACGAGGCGACCAACGCGGCGGUGGCCGAGAACAUGAACCUCACAGUGUACUUC
Molecule: messenger RNA, 2466 nt
Organism: Iphiclides podalirius (scarce swallowtail)
Lineage: Eukaryota; Metazoa; Arthropoda; Insecta; Lepidoptera; Papilionidae
Source: the annotation of a GenBank genome assembly